AUGAAGACCUGUAAAGCCAGUCCCCUGGAGAACGGGAUGGGCUGUGUGGUGAGGGGCAGCUCAGAGAGGAUGGAGAGUGGGACAGGCUGUGUGGUGAGGGGCAGCUCGGAGAGGAUGGAGAGCGGGACGGGCUGUGUGCUCAGGGGCAGCUCGGAGAGGAUGGAGAGCGGGACAGGCUGUGUGGUGAGGGGCAGCUCGGAGAGGAUGGAGAGCGGGACGGGCUGUGUGCUCAGGGGCAGCUCGGAGAGGAUGGAGAGCGGGACGGGCUGUGUGCUCAGGGGCAGCUCGGAGAGGAUGGAGAGCGGGACGGGCUGUGUGGUGAGGGGCAGCUCGGAGAGGAUGGAGAGUGGGACAGGCUGUGUGCUGAGGGGCAGCUCGGAGAGGAUGGAGAGCGGGACGGGCUGUGUGCUCAGGGGCAGCUCGGAGAGGAUGGAGAAUGGGACGGGCUGUGUGCUCAGGGGCAGCUCGGAGAGGAUGGAGAACGCUGCCAAGAGGAGGCUGGCUGCCAACGCCCGCGAGAGGCGCCGCAUGCAGGGGCUCAACACGGCCUUCGACCGCCUGAGGAAGGUGGUGCCGCAGUGGGGCCAGGACAAGAAGCUGUCCAAGUACGAGACCCUGCAGAUGGCUCUGAGCUACAUCAUGGCUCUGACCAGGAUCCUUGCCGAGGCCGAGAGGUUCAGCAGCGAGCGGGAGUGGCUCAGCCUGCACUGUGAGCACUUCCACGGUGACAGCUACCACCAGUACCCGGCACAGAAACCCACGGCCGACAGCGACCCGUACGCACACAGGCUGUUCAGCUACCACCCCGAGCACUUCCAGAUUGCUAACUAGGGCUUCUGACAGUGUGCAGCAAGCCACAUGUGUAAUUUAAUAGUUAGCAAGAGUUAAUCUGCUUGACUAAGGUAAUAUUGCUGUUAUAAUAGCUCAUUCUUGUUUGCAUCUUACAGUCA
Zonotrichia leucophrys gambelii is the source of this 950-nucleotide messenger RNA. It is a transcript of the gene ATOH7, whose product is annotated as atonal bHLH transcription factor 7. Bases 1 to 831 code for a protein of 276 amino acids. Gene Ontology annotation, biological process: neural retina development; axon development; positive regulation of transcription by RNA polymerase II. The transcript has a single exon. Gene Ontology annotation, cellular component: nucleus. The record is from RefSeq and is a predicted model, not a curated record. NCBI's taxonomy places the organism in Eukaryota, Metazoa, Chordata, Aves, Passeriformes, Passerellidae. Gene Ontology annotation, molecular function: E-box binding; DNA-binding transcription factor activity, RNA polymerase II-specific; protein dimerization activity.